AUGGCCGAACCAACGCCCCCCACCGAGUUGGGCCGUUUGCGCGUCCUCUCGUCUAAUGCUGGUGUUCGCGUCUCCCCUCUGCAAUUGGGUGGCAUGUCGAUCGGCGAUGCCUGGGCCGGCAUGAUGGGCUCGAUGAAUAAGGAAUCGGCCUUCAAGCUCCUCGAUGCCUACUAUGAGGCCGGUGGUAACUUCAUCGAUACUGCCAACGGGUACCAGAAUGAGCAGUCCGAGAUUUGGAUCGGCGAGUGGGUCAACGCCCGUAACAUUCGUGACUCCCUGGUCCUGGCGACCAAGUUCGCCAUGGAUUAUCGCAGCUAUGCCGUGGGUAAGGGUGUACCGGCUGCCAACUACGCUGGAAAUUCCCGCCGCGCCAUCCAUGUUUCGGUCCGUGACUCGCUGAAAAAGCUACAGACGGAUUACAUUGAUGUCUACUACAUUCACUACUGGGACUACACCACGUCUGUUAAGGAAGUUAUGGAUGCUCUCCACAUCCUCGUUGAGCAAGGCAAGGUGCUAUAUCUUGGAAUAUCUGACACGCCCGCCUGGAUUGUUGCUGCAGCCAACACCUACGCGAUCGACCACGGAAAGACUCCUUUCAGUAUCUACCAAGGACGCUGGAACCUAUUGGACCGAGACAUUGAGCGCGAUAUCAUUCCUAUGGCCCGCCACUUCGGCAUGGCACUUGCACCAUGGGGUGUCCUUGCUGGAGGCAAGUUCCAGUCCAAGUCUGAGGUCGAGAAGCGCAAGGCUGCCGGUGAGGGCCUACGAGCUUUCGCCGGAAGACCUCCUCACCAGACCGAGGAUGAGAUCAAAAUGAGUGAGGCCCUGGCUAAGGUAGCCUCGGAACACGGAACUGAGUCUGUGACCGCCGUUGCGCUGGCAUAUGUGAUGUCCAAGGCGAGCAACGUCUUCCCUAUUGUCGGCGGGCGCAAGGUUGAGCACCUCAACGACAACAUCAAGGCGCUGAGCCUCAAGCUUACCGAUGAACAAAUUACGUACCUUGAGAGCAUCAAAACUCUCGACCUUGGCUUCCCGCACAACUUCAUCCCGCAAGAUCCAAACAUCACCGGGUCUUCAUUCCUGAUUGGCAGAACAAACGCCAUGAAGUUCCCCAAUGCCCACAAGCCUUCGUCUGUAUAA
Pseudomassariella vexata is the source of this 1140-nucleotide messenger RNA. RefSeq names its product putative aryl-alcohol dehydrogenase. The record is from RefSeq and is a predicted model, not a curated record. Bases 1 to 1140 code for a protein of 379 amino acids. Lineage: Eukaryota; Fungi; Ascomycota; Sordariomycetes; Amphisphaeriales; Pseudomassariaceae. The transcript is spliced from 3 exons.